AUGGAUCAUAAGAAUAAAACUGUCGUAAAAGAGUUCAUAUUUGCUGGUCUAUCGGAAAAUCCUAAAGUGAAACCCUUUCUAUUUGUUUUGUUCUUGAUUAUAUAUUCUUUGACAUGGUUGGAAAAUUCAGCCCUUAUCUCAGUGAUCGCUUCAAAUGAGAAAUUGCACACUCCUAUGUAUAUUUUUGUGAGUCAGUUAUCAUUAAUUGACAUCUGUUAUUCCUCCUCCAUCUCAAUUAACACACUAGUCAACUUAAUUUGCAGGAAAAGGUCUAUCUCUGUAUCUGGCUGUGCCCUGCAGCUAUUUACAUAUGCAGGACUGGGAGGAACCGAAUGUUACCUUCUGGCUGCUAUGGCAUAUGACAGAUAUGUGGCCAUUUGCCACCCACUAGCAUACUUAAAAAUUAUGAACAAGGAAACUAUUCGUAUCCUACUUCUAGUUUCUUAUCUAAGUGGCUUCCUUAACAGCUUUAUUCAUACAGUAAUGUCAUUUUUUCAUCUUGACUUCUGUGAACCCGAACAACACAUCAAUCAUUUCUACUGUGAUAUAAUGGCGCUAGUUAAGAUUUCCUGUGGGGAUACAAAAAUUAAUGAAAUUUUGAUUUUUUACUUAGCUGGAUUCAUUGAGCUUUCUUCUCUUGUUGUUAUUCUGGUGUCUUAUAUUUUCAUCAUCAUUGCUGUGCUGAGAAUUAGUUCUUCUACUGGGCGCAAGAAAGCAUUUUCAACCUUUACAUGUCAUCUCACAGUUGUAUCCCUAUUUUAUGGGAUUGUAAUUUUUAUGUACCUGAGACCUUCGUCUGCCUACAUCCCAGAUCAGGAUAAAGCAAUUUCUGUCUUUUACACAAUUAUUAUUCCUUUUCUUAAUCCCUUGAUAUACAGUCUCAGAAAUAAAGAUGUGAAAAAUUGUGCAAAAAAAUCACUUUCACGUGUCUCAUGCAAACAAUAA
This is a messenger RNA of Xenopus tropicalis (tropical clawed frog), 945 nucleotides long. RefSeq names its product olfactory receptor 1019. Gene Ontology annotation, biological process: G protein-coupled receptor signaling pathway; signal transduction; detection of chemical stimulus involved in sensory perception of smell. NCBI's taxonomy places the organism in Eukaryota, Metazoa, Chordata, Amphibia, Anura, Pipidae. Bases 1 to 945 code for a protein of 314 amino acids. The record is from RefSeq and is a predicted model, not a curated record. Gene Ontology annotation, molecular function: olfactory receptor activity; G protein-coupled receptor activity. The transcript has a single exon. Gene Ontology annotation, cellular component: membrane; plasma membrane.